UCCAUACAUUUUCAGCACCAUGGACAGUUCAAUUGUGCACACCUUGCGGAUAGUGACAGGUAUAAAAGCCCAAAAGAAGCACCCUGUAGUUUAUACACCGUAUCGAGCCACAGGAUGGAGCGAAAACCGGGGUUGCGUGAUCGAACAACUCCAGCCGAAUAUGUUCACUACAAGCCCACCACCACUGCAGCAUCGCAGAGCGGUACCCCCAUGAUGGGGGACUACGAUUGGAAAGACAAUGUCACCGCUACGUUUCCAACGAAGACAACGAAGACGAACGAGAAAGAGAUGCUUCACGGCCUGAACGACCGUUUCGCGAGUUUCAUCGAGAAGGUGCGUCACUUGGAGCACCAGAACGAGCUGCUGGAACGAGAGAUCGAGGACAUCCGACAGAAAGAGCAGACCCCGGCGUCUCUGCAGCAGACCUUCGGACCCGAGCUGGAGGACCUGCGAAAGCUGCUGCGUGACAUCACACACCAGAAACACCAGAUCGAGGUAGAGCACCAGACCCUGGAGCAGGACCUGAUCGACCUGAGGGACAAAUACGACACCGAGGUAAGCGUCAGAGCUGACGCCGAGACCAACAUCGUCCUCUUGAAAAGGGACAUCGACGACGCGUAUCGGGCCAAACUUGAGCUCGACAAGAAGUCCCAGGCCAUCUCUGAGGAAAUCGACGCUUUGAAGAGGAACCACGACUCUGAGGUGUCACAGCUGAUCGCACAACUCAACGAUGCGCAAGAAGGAGCCUCUGUUAGAGCGAGCGAGUUUGGGUGUCCCGAACUCACUGCCGCACUCCGGGAUAUCCGGGCACAGCUGGAAGACCACGCCGUGUCCGACCUCCACAAGGCGGAGGAAAGUUAUCACAUCCAGGUUUCAAAGUUAACCGAGGCGACUGAAAUGAAGCGCGAGGCGCUGAAGGCGUCCAAGCUGGAGAUCCAGGAAUACAGGAAGAGACUGCAGAGCAAGAGUGUCGAGCUGGACUGCGUUAAAGGAACACGAGAAGCUCUGGAAAGGCAACUUCGCGAGAUCGAGGAAUGCCAUAACGAGGAAAUCAUUCAUUAUCAGGACACUAUCAAAGAGCUAGAAAACGAGCUCAUCAAUAUCAAAUUUGACAUGUCGAGUCACCUGAGAGAAUACCACGACCUACUGAAUGUGAAAAUGGCUCUGGAUGUGGAAAUACUCUCUUACAGAAAACUCCUGGAAGGCGAGGAGAGUCGUCUUUCGGCCGUCUCGGACUCCCAGCAGCAACUCCCCGCCCCCUACAUCUACAGACAGUCCCCCAUCUACACCCUGCCCUGUCUGGGGGAGCAGAGGAAGACCCAGAAGCCCCACUACAAGUUUGUGGAGGAGAUCGUCACCGAAACCACCAGGGAAAUAGAGAUGUCCGAGUUUGAAGAGACUGGCUCGGAAGAAGAGGAGGAAGAGAUGAAUCGGGGAGAUCAAAAAGAGGAAAAAUAUGUCAAAAGUGAGAGUGGGAGGAAGAGAAAGGAUGAAGAAGAAGAGGAGGGUGAGGGUGUGGAAGAUAGUCCAAAGGAGGAAGGUGUGCCGGAGCGUCACGAUGAGCAGCAUCAUGGGGUAGAACAGAGUGAAGAGGAGGAUGAGGAAGGUGUGGUGAGCUGUGAUGAAGAAACACACAUUCAAACACAAAUACAAUUGCCAUGUAGUGAACCUAGCGAACAGUCAAGCAGAGCAGAGGAAACCAGCCAACAAGAGAGCAGAGAUAUAGAUGGAGUUAUGGAUGGAAGUGAGUCAGCAGACAAUGUAGAAAAAGAGGCAGAAGAGACCCAAGAGAACGUUGCUUCUUUAAAACCAGAAUCUGAUACAAAGUCAGAGCUCCUUAUUAAGACAGACCUGUUAAAAGACACAGACACCUUAGAAAGUACAGCAUUAUCGAGGGAUGAUAUCCAACAGAUAUCUGAUAUUGUUGUCACAGUGAAAGUAGAACCAGUAAAGAAAGCAGUUUCCUUAAAACCAGAAUCGUAUACCAGGUCAGAGGUAACAAUAGUGGAUCAACUGUUAAAAGCCACAGAAACCCUAGAAAAGACAGUAGAAGCAAAGCAAGAAGAAGAUUUAAUCAGACAUCAAGAGGUUUUGGAUAUUGUUGAGGCAGGGAAGUUAGAACUAGUAGAGAAAGGUGCUUCCUUAAAACCAGAAUAUGAUACUAGGUCAGAAGUCACUAUGCAGGGUGAAGUGUUACAAACCACAGAAACCUUUGAACAUAUAGUAUCAGCCAAGGAGGACAAUGAUUCAAUGAGAGAGCCGGUGGUAUCUGCUAUUGUUGAUGAAGUGAAGAUUAAGAAGGAUGCCCCUUCAGUCCCCGAUACCAGCUCAGAGGAGACCAAGCAGGAUGAAUUGUUAAAAACCCUAGAACAUACAGAAGAGAAGGAAGUCAAAGAUUCGGUAACAGAUCAAGAGUUAUCUGAAAGUAUUGAAACAUUAAAAGUAGAAAAUACAGAGAAAGUGGUUUCCUUUAAACCAGAAUCUGACACCAGCUCAGAAGUCACUGUGGCGGAUCAACUAUUAAAAACUACAGAAACCCUAGAGAAUACAUUUCAAGCAAAGAAAGAUAAAGAUUUAGUCAGAGAUCAAGAGCUUACUGAUAUUGUUCCCACAUUGGAGGUAGAGCCAGUAAGGAAAGUGACUUCACUAAAACCAGAAUCAGAGACCUUGUCAGAGGUCGCCAUGGAGGGUGAACAGUCACAAAUGACAGAAGCCCUAACAAAAAAUACAGUAGCAACAAAGGAAGAGAAAGAUUCACUGAGAGAUGAAGAUGUAUCUGAUAUUGUUGAGGCAGUAAAGGUAGAACCAAUUGAGAGUGUUGCUUUAAUAAAACCACAAUCUGAUAUGAAGUUUGAGGAGGAACAACAGCUAAAACCCACAGAACCCUUAGAAGAUACAGUAGGAGUGAACGAUUCACAGAGUGACCUUGUGUUAUCUGAUAUCCUUGAUCAAGUAAAGGUAGAAAUAGUACAGAAAGUUGCUGAUGUCGAAUCCAAUCCUAUUACAGAGCACACUAUGGAGGUAGAACUAUUGCAACCCAAAGUAACCCUAGAGCAUAUGGCGGAAGACAAGGACGAUUCUGAAAGAGAGAUGUUAAUGAUGGACGUUUUCGAGGCAGUGAAGGAAAAACCAGCAGAGAAAGUUCCUUCAAUAAGACCAGAAUUGGAAACCAGGUCAGUUGUGACCAUGGAUGAGGGAGAUCACAAACCAUCUGGACAUGUAGAUGGGUCUCUCUCUUUGUCAGAUUAUGCCAUCGACGAACACACUUAUUUGACAACAGACAUUAAGUUGGGUAAUUCCUCUGAGAUAGCAGUAGACCCAGAGAACCUGUCAAAUAUCAUAGGCCAUGUCCAUCCAAGCCCAUCUAAGAGCAAAUUAAUGGAAGCUAGCGGCACAGAACCAGCAGCAAUAGCAAUCAGUGAAACAGACACAGUAAAGCCUAUAAUUCAGAGUGAAGGGACAGAGAGAACUCUUGGUACAGAUCCUCAAAAUGUAGAAAUUGAUAAAAAGUCUGAAGAUAAUCAAGAAGAAACUAAACUUCUAAAAUUAAAAGUUCCAUUGGAGAAGACUCUUGUAGCUGCAGAUGGCAAAGAAUCACAGCAGGAGAUACCGAGCAACAUUGUGCAAAAAACAGAAACACCACAAGAGCCUGAAGUCCCACUCAAGUCUAGUGGAGAACUGUCUGAAAUGCAACCCAGUGGUAUUUAUGAGGUAAGGGUGGAGGACACUGAAGAGCUCAAAGAAUUACAGUUGGAUGAGGCAAGCAGCACAAUCCAUGAAAUGGAAACAGAAAUAUCUCAAAAGCCAGAUCUCCCUCUCAAGUCUAGUGGAGAUCCUUCUGAAAGCCAAACCAGUGGAUCGUCUGAGGUGAAGGUGGACCAACCUGAAGGUGUCAAAAAAUCACAGCAGGAGCCAGUAACAAGUAGCACAGUCCAGAAAACAGAAACAUCUCGAGAAACUCUCAAGCCUAGUGGGGAACCUUUUGAAUACCAACCCAUUGGUAUCUUUGAGGCAAAGGUGGAGAAAACUGCAGAUUUCAAAGCAUUACCACAGGAGAUAUCAAGCAGCGCAGCCCGGAAAACAGAAACAGAAACAUCAGAUGCGUAUGAAGUCCCCGUCAAGUCUGUUGAAGAGCAGUUUGAAAUUCAACCCAGUGAGACAUCUGAUGUAGAGGAAGAGAGAACUGUAUACCUCAAAGAAUCAGAGCAUGAGAAAACCAUCAGCCCAGUCCAGAAAACUGAACCUUCUCAAGAACCUCCCAAGUUUAGAGGACAACCCUCUGAAAGCCAACCCAUUGGAUUUUCUGAUAUGAUGGUGGAGAAAACUGCUGAUUUCAAACAAUUAGAACAGGAGAUAAGAAGCCCAGUUCAGAAAACUGAAACAUUGCCAGAGCCUCAAGUCCCCUUUGAGUCUACUGGAGAACCUUCUGAAAGCCAAACCAGUGGGGCAUCUGAGGCAGAGAAGACUGUAGAUCAAAAGGAAUUAGAGCAGGAGAAAACCAACAACCUGCUCAAGAAAACAGAAACUUCUCAAAAACCUCUCAAGAUUAGUGCGGAACCUUCUGAAAGUCAACCCAUAGUAUCACCUGUGGCAGAGGUGGAGAAGACUGAAGAUGUGGAAGCAUUAAAACAGGAGUUACCAAGAAGCACAGUCCAUGAAACAGAAACAGAAAUAUCUCAAGUACCUGAAGUCCCCCUGAAGUCUGGUGGAGAUCCUUCUGAAAGCAUAAUCCAUGAUAUUUCUGAGGUGGAGAAAACUGCUGAUCACAAAGAAUUACAACAGGAGAUAACAAGCCACCCGGUCCAAAAAACAGAAACACCACAAGAGCCUAAAGACAGCCUCAAGCCUAGUGGAAAAUCUUCUGAAAGCCAAACCAGUGGAUCGUCUGAGGUAAAGGUGGACCAACCUGAAGGUGUCAAAGAAUCACAGCAGGAGCAAGUAACAAGUAGCACAGUCCAGAAAACAGAAACAUCUCAAGAAACUCUCAAGCCUAGUGGGGAACCUUUUGAAUACCAACCCAUUGGUAUCUUUGAGGCAAAGGUGGAGAAACCUGCAGAUUUCAAAGCAUUACCACAGGAGAUAUCAAGCAGCCCAUCCCGGAAAACAGAAACAGAAACAUCUCAUGCGUCUGAAGUUCCUGUCAAGUCUGUUGAAGAGCAGUUUGAAAUUCAACCCCGUGAGACAUCUGAUGUAGAGGAAGAGAAAACUGUAUACCUCAAAGAAUCAGGGCAUGAGAAAACCAUCAGCCCAGUCCAGAAAACUGAAUCUUCUCAAGAACCUCCCAAAUUUAGAGGAGAACCCUCUGAAAGCCAACCCAUUGGAUUUUCUGAUGUGAAGGUGGAGAAAACUGCUGAUCUCAAACAAUUAGAACAGGAGAUAAGAAGCCCAGUUCAGAAAACUGAAACAUUGCAAGAGCAUGAGGUCCCCUUAAAGUCUACUGGAGAACCUUCUGAAAGCCAAACCAGUGGGGCAUCUGAGGCAGAGAAGACUGUAGAUCAAAAGGAAUUAGAGCAGGAGAAAAACAACAACCUGCUCAAGAAAACAGAAACUUCUCAAAAACCUCUCAAGAUUAGUGCAGAACCUUCUGAAAGUCAACCCAUAGUAUCACCUGUGGCAAAGGUGGAGAAGACUGAAGAUGCCGAAGCAUUAAAACAGGAGAUACCAAGCAGCACAGUCCAUGAAACGGAAACAGAAAUAUCUGAAGUACCUGACGUCCCCCUGCAGUCUGGUGGAGAUCCUUCUGAAAGCCUAAUCCAUGAUAUUUCUGAGGUGGAGAAAACUGCUGAUCACAAAGAAUUACAACAGGAGAUAACAAGCCACCUUGUACAAAAAACAGAAACACCACAAGAGCCUAAAGACAGCCUCAAGCCUAGUGGAAAAUCUUCUGAAAGCCAAACCAGUGGAUCGUCUGAGGUAAAGGUGGACCAACCUGAAGGUGUCAAAGAAUCACAGCAGGAGCAAGUAACAAGUAGCACAGUCCAGAAAACAGAAACAUCUCAAGAAACUCUCAAGCCUAGUGGGGAACCUGCUGAAUACCAACCCAUUGGUAUCUCUGAGGCAAAGGUGGAGAAAACUGCAGAUUUCAAAGCAUUACCACAGGAGAUAUCAAGCAGCCCAGCCCGGAAAACAGAAACAGAAACAUCUCAUGCGUCUGAAGUUCCUGUCAAGUCUGUUGAAGAGCAGUUUGAAAUUCAACCCCGUGAGACAUCUGAUGUAGAGGAAGAGAAAACUGUAUACCUCAAAGAAUCAGGGCAUGAGAAAACCAUCAGCCCAGUCCAGAAAACUGAAUCUUCUCAAGAACCUCCCAAAUUUAGAGGAGAACCCUCUGAAAGCCAACCCAUUGGAUUUUCUGAUGUGAAGGUGGAGAAAACUGCUGAUCUCAAACAAUUAGAACAGGAGAUAAGAAGCCCAGUUCAGAAAACUGAAACAUUGCAAGAGCAUGAGGUCCCCUUAAAGUCUACUGGAGAACCUUCUGAAAGCCAAACCAGUGGGGCAUCUGAGGCAGAGAAGACUGUAGAUCAAAAGGAAUUAGAGCAGGAGAAAAACAACAACCUGCUCAAGAAAACAGAAACUUCUCAAAAACCUCUCAAGAUUAGUGCAGAACCUUCUGAAAGUCAACCCAUAGUAUCACCUGUGGCAAAGGUGGAGAAGACUGAAGAUGCCGAAGCAUUAAAACAGGAGAUACCAAGCAGCACAGUCCAUGAAACGGAAACAGAAAUAUCUGAAGUACCUGACGUCCCCCUGCAGUCUGGUGGAGAUCCUUCUGAAAGCCUAAUCCAUGAUAUUUCUGAGGUGGAGAAAACUGCUGAUCACAAAGAAUUACAACAGGAGAUAACAAGCCACCUUGUACAAAAAACAGAAACACCACAAGAGCCUAAAGACAGCCUCAAGCCUAGUGGAAAAUCUUCUGAAAGCCAAACCAGUGGAUCGUCUGAGGUAAAGGUGGACCAACCUGAAGGUGUCAAAGAAUCACAGCAGGAGCAAGUAACAAGUAGCACAGUCCAGAAAACAGAAACAUCUCAAGAAACUCUCAAGCCUAGUGGGGAACCUGCUGAAUACCAACCCAUUGGUAUCUCUGAGGCAAAGGUGGAGAAAACUGCAGAUUUCAAAGCAUUACCACAGGAGAUAUCAAGCAGCCCAGCCCGGAAAACAGAAACAGAAACAUCUCAUGCGUCUGAAGUUCCUGUCAAGUCUGUUGAAGAGCAGUUUGAAAUUCAACCCCGUGAGACAUCUGAUGUAGAGGAAGAGAAAACUGUAUACCUCAAAGAAUCAGGGCAUGAGAAAACCAUCAGCCCAGUCCAGAAAACUGAAUCUUCUCAAGAACCUCCCAAAUUUAGAGGAGAACCCUCUGAAAGCCAACCCAUUGGAUUUUCUGAUGUGAAGGUGGAGAAAACUGCUGAUCUCAAACAAUUAGAACAGGAGAUAAGAAGCCCAGUUCAGAAAACUGAAACAUUGCAAGAGCAUGAGGUCCCCUUAAAGUCUACUGGAGAACCUUCUGAAAGCCAAACCAGUGGGGCAUCUGAGGCAGAGAAGACUGUAGAUCAAAAGGAAUUAGAGCAGGAGAAAAACAACAACCUGCUCAAGAAAACAGAAACUUCUCAAAAACCUCUCAAGAUUAGUGCAGAACCUUCUGAAAGUCAACCCAUAGUAUCACCUGUGGCAAAGGUGAAGAAGACUGAAGAUGCCGAAGCAUUAAAACAGGAGAUACCAAGCAGCACAGUCCAUGAAACGGAAACAGAAAUAUCUGAAGUGCCUAAAGACCCCCUGCAGUCUGGUGGAGAUCUUUCUGUAAGCCUAAUCCAUGAUAUUUCUGAGGUGGAGAAAACUGCUGAUCACAAAGAAUUACAACAGGAGAUAACAAGCCACCCUGUACAAAAAACAGAAACACCACAAGAGCCUAAAGACAGCCUCAAGCCUAGUGGAAAAUCUUCUGAAAGCCAAACCAGUGGAUCGUCGGAGGUAAAGGUGGACCAACCUGAAGGUGUCAAAGAAUCACAGCAGGAGCAAGUAACAAGUAGCACAGUCCAGAAAACAGAAACAUCUCAAGAAACUCUCAAGCCUAGUGGGGAACCUUUUGAAUACCAACCCAUUGGUAUCUUUGAGGCAAAGGUGGAGAAACCUGCAGAUUUCAAAGCAUUACCACAGGAGAUAUCAAGCAGCCCAUCCCGGAAAACAGAAACAGAAACAUCUCAUGCGUCUGAAGUUCCUGUCAAGUCUGUUGAAGAGCAGUUUGAAAUUCAACCCCGUGAGACAUCUGAUGUAGAGGAAGAGAAAACUGUAUACCUCAAAGAAUCAGGGCAUGAGAAAACCAUCAGCCCAGUCCAGAAAACUGAAUCUUCUCAAGAACCUCCCAAAUUUAGAGGAGAACCCUCUGAAAGCCAACCCAUUGGAUUUUCUGAUGUGAAGGUGGAGAAAACUGCUGAUCUCAAACAAUUAGAACAGGAGAUAAGAAGCCCAGUUCAGAAAACUGAAACAUUGCAAGAGCAUGAGGUCCCCUUAAAGUCUACUGGAGAACCUUCUGAAAGCCAAACCAGUGUGGCAUCUGAGGCAGAGAAGACUGUAGAUCAAAAGGAAUUAGAGCAGGAGAAAAACAACAACCUGCUCAAGAAAACAGAAACUUCUCAAAAACCUCUCAAGAUUAGUGCAGAACCUUCUGAAAGUCAACCCAUAGUAUCACCUGUGGCAAAGGUGGAGAAGACUGAAGAUGCCGAAGCAUUAAAACAGGAGAUACCAAGCAGCACAGUCCAUGAAACGGAAACAGAAAUAUCUGAAGUACCUGACGUCCCCCUGCAGUCUGGUGGAGAUCCUUCUGAAAGCAUAAUCCAUGAUAUUUCUGAGGUGGAGAAAACUGCUGAUCACAAAGAAUUACAACAGGAGAUAACAAGCCACCUUGUACAAAAAACAGAAACACCACAAGAGCCUAAAGACAGCCUCAAGCCUAGUGGAAAAUCUUCUGAAAGCCAAACCAGUGGAUCGUCUGAGGUAAAGGUGGACCAACCUGAAGGUGUCAAAGAAUCACAGCAGGAGCAAGUAACAAGUAGCACAGUCCAGAAAACAGAAACAUCUCAAGAAACUCUCAAGCCUAGUGGGGAACCUGCUGAAUACCAACCCAUUGGUAUCUCUGAGGCAAAGGUGGAGAAAACUGCAGAUUUCAAAGCAUUACCACAGGAGAUAUCAAGCAGCCCAGCCCGGAAAACAGAAACAGAAACAUCUCAUGCGUCUGAAGUUCCUGUCAAGUCUGUUGAAGAGCAGUUUGAAAUUCAACCCCGUGAGACAUCUGAUGUAGAGGAAGAGAAAACUGUAUACCUCAAAGAAUCAGGGCAUGAGAAAACCAUCAGCCCAGUCCAGAAAACUGAAUCUUCUCAAGAACCUCCCAAAUUUAGAGGAGAACCCUCUGAAAGCCAACCCAUUGGAUUUUCUGAUGUGAAGGUGGAGAAAACUGCUGAUCUCAAACAAUUAGAACAGGAGAUAAGAAGCCCAGUUCAGAAAACUGAAACAUUGCAAGAGCAUGAGGUCCCCUUAAAGUCUACUGGAGAACCUUCUGAAAGCCAAACCAGUGGGGCAUCUGAGGCAGAGAAGACUGUAGAUCAAAAGGAAUUAGAGCAGGAGAAAAACAACAACCUGCUCAAGAAAACAGAAACUUCUCAAAAACCUCUCAAGAUUAGUGCAGAACCUUCUGAAAGUCAACCCAUAGUAUCACCUGUGGCAAAGGUGAAGAAGACUGAAGAUGCCGAAGCAUUAAAACAGGAGAUACCAAGCAGCACAGUCCAUGAAACGGAAACAGAAAUAUCUGAAGUGCCUAAAGACCCCCUGCAGUCUGGUGGAGAUCUUUCUGUGAAGAAGACUGAAGAUGCCGAAGCAUUAAAACAGGAGAUACCAAGCAGCACAGUCCAUGAAACGGAAACAGAAAUAUCUGAAGUGCCUAAAGACCCCCUGCAGUCUGGUGGAGAUCUUUCUGUAAGCCUAAUCCAUGAUAUUUCUGAGGUGGAGAAAACUGCUGAUCACAAAGAAUUACAACAGGAGAUAACAAGCCACCCUGUACAAAAAACAGAAACACCACAAGAGCCUAAAGACAGCCUCAAGCCUAGUGGAAAAUCUUCUGAAAGCCAAACCAGUGGAUCGUCUGAGGUAAAGGUGGACCAACCUGAAGGUGUCAAAGAAUCACAGCAGGAGCAAGUAACAAGUAGCACAGUCCAGAAAACAGAAACAUCUCAAGGAACUCUCAAGCCUAGUGGGGAACCUUUUGAAUACCAACCCAUUGGUAUCUUUGAGGCAAAGGUGGAGAAACCUGCAGAUUUCAAAGCAUUACCACAGGUGAUAUCAAGCAGCCCAUCCCUGAAAACAGAAACAGAAACAUCUCAUGCGUCUGAAGUUCCUGUCAAGUCUGUUGAAGAGCAGUUUGAAAUUCAACCCCGUGAGACAUCUGAUGUAGAGGAAGAGAAAACUGUAUACCUCAAAGAAUCAGGGCAUGAGAAAACCAUCAGCCCAGUCCAGAAAACUGAAUCUUCUCAAGAACCUCCCAAAUUUAGAGGAGAACCCUCUGAAAGCCAACCCAUUGGAUUUUCUGAUGUGAAGGUGGAGAAAACUGCUGAUCUCAAACAAUUAGAACAGGAGAUAAGAAGCCCAGUUCAGAAAACUGAAACAUUGCAAGAGCAUGAGGUCCCCUUAAAGUCUACUGGAGAAGCUUCUGAAAGCCAAACCAGUGGGGCAUCUGAGGCAGAGAAGACUGUAGAUCAAAAGGAAUUAGAGCAGGAGAAAAACAACAACCUGCUCAAGAAAACAGAAACUUCUCAAAAACCUCCCAAGAUUAGUGCAGAACCUUCUGAAAGUCAACCCAUAGUAUCACCUGUGGCAAAGGUGGAGAAGACUGAAGAUGCCGAAGCAUUAAAACAGGAGAUACCAAGCAGCACAGUCCAUGAAACGGAAACAGAAAUAUCUGAAGUACCUGACGUCCCCCUGCAGUCUGGUGGAGAUCCUUCUGAAAGCCUAAUCCAUGAUAUUUCUGAGGUGGAGAAAACUGCUGAUCACAAAGAAUUACAACAGGAGAUAACAAGCCACCUUGUACAAAAAACAGAAACACCACAAGAGCCUAAAGACAGCCUCAAGCCUAGUGGAAAAUCUUCUGAAAGCCAAACCAGUGGAUCGUCUGAGGUAAAGGUGGACCAACCUGAAGGUGUCAAAGAAUCACAGCAGGAGCAAGUAACAAGUAGCACAGUCCAGAAAACAGAAACAUCUCAAGAAACUCUCAAGCCUAGUGGGGAACCUGCUGAAUACCAACCCAUUGGUAUCUCUGAGGCAAAGGUGGAGAAAACUGCAGAUUUCAAAGCAUUACCACAGGAGAUAUCAAGCAGCCCAGCCCGGAAAACAGAAACAGAAACAUCUCAUGCGUCUGAAGUUCCUGUCAAGUCUAUUGAAGAGCAGUUUGAAAUUCAACCCCGUGAGACAUCUGAUGUAGAGGAAGAGAAAACUGUAUACCUCAAAGAAUCAGAGCAUGAGAAAACCAUCAGCCCAGUGCAGAAAACUGAACCUUCUCAAGAACCUCCCAAGUUCAGAGGAGAACCCUCUGAAAGCAAACCCAUUGGAUUUUCUGAUGUGAAGGUGGAGAAAACUGCUGAUCUCAAACAAUUAGAACAGGAGAUAAGAAGCCCAGUUCAGAAAACUGAAACAUUGCAAGAGCCUGAAGUCCCCUUUAAGUCUACUGGAGAACCUUCUGAAAGCCAAACCAGUGGGGCAUCUGAGGCAGAGAAGACUGUAGAUCAAAAGGAAUUAGAGCAGGAGAAAACCAACAACCUGCUCAAGAAAACAGAAACUUCUCAAAAACCUCUCAAGAUUAGUGCAGAACCUUCUGAAAGUCAACCCAUAGUAUCACCUGUGGCAAAGGUGGAGAAGACUGAAGAUGUCGAAGCAUUAAAACAGGAGAUACCAAGCAGCACAGUCCAUGAACCGAAAACUGAAAUAUCUCAAGUACCUGACGUCCCCCUGCAGUCUGGUGGAGAUCCUUCUGAAAGCCUAAUCCAUGAUAUUUCAGAGGUGGAGAAAACUGCAGAUCACAAAGAAUUACAACAGGCGAUAACAAGCCACCCUGUCCAAAAAACAGAAACACCACAAGAGCCUAAAGACAGCCUCAAGCCUAGUGGAAAAUCUUCUGGAAUCCAAACCACCGGAUCGUCUGAGGUGCAGGUGGACCAACCUGAAGGUGUCAAAGAAUCACAGCAGGAGCAAGUAUCAAGUAGCACAGUCCAGAAAACAGAAACAUCUCAAGAACCUCUCAAGGCUAGUAGACAACCUUUUGAAUACCAACCUAUUGGCAUCUUUGAGGCAAAGGUGGAGAAAACUGCAGAUGUCAAAGUAUUACAACAGGAGAUAUCAAGCAGCCCAGUCUGGAAAACGGAAACAGAAACUUCUCAUGCCCCUGAAGUCCCAGUCAAGUGUGUUGAAGAGCUAUCAGAAAUUCAACCCAGUGAGACAUCAGAUAUAGAGGUUGAGAAAACAGUAUACCUCAAAGAAUCAGGGCAGGAGAUAACAAGCAGCCCAGUUCAGAAAACUGAAACUUCUCAAGAACCUCCCAAGUCUGGUGGAGAAGCCUCUAAAAGCCAACCCAUUGGUUUUUCUGAUGUGAAGGAGGGGAAAACUGCUGAUCUCAAAGAAUUAGAGCAGGAGAUAAGAAGCCCGGUUCAGAAAACUGAAACUUUUCAAGAGCCUGAAGUCCCAUUAAAAUCUAGUGGAGAACCUUCUGAAAGCCAAACCACUGGGGCGUCUGAGGCAGAGAACCCUGUAGAUCUCAAAGAAUCAGAGCAAGAGAAAAGAAGCACCACGCUAAAAAAAACUGAAACUGAAAACUCUGAGGCAAAGGUGGAGAAGACUGAAGAUGUCAAAGCAUUACAACAGGAGAUACCAAGCAGCACAAUCUGCAAGUCAGAAACCUCUCAAAAGCCUGUUGCACCAAUCUUUUCUAGUGGAUCAGCUACUGAAAGCCAAACCAGUGGUUGGUCUGAGGUGAAGGUGGAGAAAACAGAAGAUGUCAAAGAAUCACAGCAGGGUCUAACAAGUAGCUCAAUCCCAAAAACCGAAAUUUACCAAGGGCUGCCAAAAUCUAGUGAAGAAACAAGCAACACAAUCCAGAAAACAGAAACAUCUCCAAGCUCACUAGACCUCAAGUCUAGUGAAGAGCCUUCUAAAUGCCGGACCACUGAAUCGUCUCAGGUCGAGAAGACCAAACCCUCAGGCCAUGAUCAAGAUAUUUCAACCUCCAGUUUGAAUGGUGGUGAUUAUGGGAAGGUUGAAGAUGAGAAAACUAAACCAAUAGACGUCGUUGAGGCAAAAGACCAGUUGUGACCAAAGACAAGAUGAGAAUUAAACAUCAUGACCAUGUCAUCGGUAAACAAGACAUGGUCAAAUGCUUACAAUGUUUUGCAAUAGCCCUUUGGAAACCUGAUGAUAUACAUCAACACUGUGAAAAUAUUAAUGUUUAAACAGCAUGAUGUUAAUCUAUUAAUCAAAUGCUGGAUGUAGGCUGCUUUACAUCAGAACUGAAGCAAAUUAUACAUUGUCUGAAAUAAAUACCAAUAAAACUAAUUCAAAAUGA
Molecule: messenger RNA, 13585 nt
Organism: Gadus macrocephalus (Pacific cod)
Lineage: Eukaryota; Metazoa; Chordata; Actinopteri; Gadiformes; Gadidae
Product: titin-like
Exons: 4
Coding region: 115-13335 (4406 amino acids)
Biological process (GO): neurofilament bundle assembly
Cellular component (GO): axon; cytoplasm; intermediate filament
Molecular function (GO): structural constituent of cytoskeleton
Source: RefSeq, a predicted model, not a curated record